Messenger RNA from Bombus pyrosoma, 400 nucleotides. RefSeq lists its product as uncharacterized. The coding region runs from base 44 to 400 and encodes 118 amino acids. Lineage: Eukaryota; Metazoa; Arthropoda; Insecta; Hymenoptera; Apidae. The record is from RefSeq and is a predicted model, not a curated record. The transcript has 2 exons.
AGAAAAAGGAAAAGAACAUGCAGAAAGAAGGAAAAGAAGAAAAAUGAUUAGUAAUUCAUGCUCCUUGGCUUGCCCGAUCCAACAUCGGAGCGUUCCGUUGAAACACAAAUGGUCCAGGGAAACGUUCGGAACUAGCACGAAGUACGAACCAAGGGAAGAGAACCGGGUUGCAUCGCACGGUUGCCCGGUUGCUUUCAGUCGUAGGAUGCUGAAGGCACUGUGGUUGCCAUGGCAACCCACCACCACCGCAGCUCGAUGUAAUUAUUUGAAAAACGCCCGCCGCAGCCCCAUCCUCCGCCUACCACCCCCGAAGGUAGCUAGUACAGGGCGAUGCAAAAGUAGCCGCCAGUCUUUUGCAUCACAGCCAAUCGAAGAUAUUAUCCUGUCAUUUCGACGUUGA